Molecule: messenger RNA, 4604 nt
Organism: Teleopsis dalmanni
Lineage: Eukaryota; Metazoa; Arthropoda; Insecta; Diptera; Diopsidae
Gene: tacc
Product: transforming acidic coiled-coil-containing protein 1
Exons: 13
Coding region: 118-4215 (1365 amino acids)
Biological process (GO): cell population proliferation; mitotic spindle organization; cerebral cortex development
Cellular component (GO): cytoplasm
Source: RefSeq, a predicted model, not a curated record
AAAGAAAUGCUUUCGGAAAUCAAUCAAAAUGUUGAAAAAUUAAUGAUUGACUAUCCUAUGGAGCACAUGAAAUUUAAUCGUCGUAUAAGGUGCAUAGCAGAAAAAAAUUAAGAAAAUAUGGAUUUCUUCUCAAAUCUUAUAAAACGCCCAAUGAGUUUAGUGUUAGGCGAUGAACACGAUACAGCAAGUACACCAAAUGAUAUAAAAUUAUCUGCAACAAGCCGCUCUGAACCUCAAACACCAAAUGAUGAAGAUUUAUCUGCAUUGGCUUCGGUGAGUAAAAAUAGAUAUGCGGCAAUUAAAAAAUACUCUGAACAAUUAGAGUUUGAAGAUGGUCUUGGAGACUUAUGUGCUGUCACCACACAUACAUACGAUGCAAGUUCCCCACCAAAAAAGGUUGCUAAGUCUGUUAUUAGAAGUCCACCGAAAUCUCGAAAAUCUAAUGAUGUAUUAAGUUCACCAUUUAGUAUAAAAGAACAAUUUACGGAAAUGAAUACAGAAAUUGUUGAUAUACUAAAUAAAGAUAUGAUAGAAUUAUCGCCAACCCAGUCAAAUACUUCAAAUUCUUCAAAUCUUCAUACAAAUUCAAGCAAAACCAAUAUAAUGCUUACAGAAAUUAAUACAAAUAUGGAUAAAAUGUUAAAUGAGUAUCCUAUGAAUUCCAUGAAUAUUAUUCCUACAAUCAAGCUCAGUCAAAUAAGCAAUAAAGCAGCAACAAUGGCAGAGACAAAGUUAUCUGUUCCGUCUUCUCAGCCUCAGAUAAAAGUCACUGGACCUACGCCUAAUGCAUCGCCUUCACCAACUGCCGGUUCAGCUGGUUAUGAAGCUAACUCACUAUUUUCUCCGUCAACUGGACAAAAAAUAAGUGAUUCACCAACGUCAUCCACUAGACCUAUUGGUGGAACCAACAAAUCAUCACACAAAUUCAUUGGUUUGACUGAAUUCGAUGAAUCUGAAAUACCGGAAUUGCCAGACUGUCUUAAUCCAAAUAUUGAAGAACAUUUAAAAACAACAUUUGAAGACGGUUUCAUACCCACUUUAACAGUACUAAACACAACUGAAAACGUUGAUAUUAAAAACAGUUUUCCAUUAAAAGAAAAUCUACUAAAGGAUGAAAUAAAUUCAUCUGAUAGUGAAGCAUACAAUGAAUGCGAAGCCAUAGAAGCGGAAUUUCAAAAGUUAAAAAAAUUGGCUGCUGCCGAACUUUUAGGUGAUGAAUUCACUAAAAAUACACUGGAUGAAAUCGAAAGCGCAUUUAAUAGGUCAGCAUAUGAACCACACGCAAAAGAAUCCUGGCAACUAAAUGUGACAAAUAAUUUAGAAGUAAAUCCGAGCGAACCUAUGGAUAUUGAUUUAAACUUCACCAAUACUGAUAUAUCGGUUAAUAAUUAUUUUGAUGUGGAACAAGAGAAUUUAGAAAAAUCGUUGAACAAAAGUAUUGAAAUGCCACGGAAAUUAAACAGCAGUUUAACACAGGAAAGUGUACCAGAAUUUUCCGGUGCCAGUGCAAGUGGCAUAGUAGCUCAACCAGUUAUAAGACCAACUUUAAACUUAACUUUAGAUAUGUCAUCAUCAUUUUGUAGUGCAAGAAGUUCUGCACCGUCUUCGCCCGCUUUUCCGAUUUCCAAUAUCAAUGAUAUCAAUGAACCUUACCGUUUUCCACAGUCACCCACAUCUGCAAAUAAGGGAAUAAUAUAUUUAGAAAAAUCGGACUAUGCAAAAAAAUUAAAUGAUUCAAAUAAAUUUAUUUCUGAUUUUAGAUCUAAUAGUCCACAGUUAAAUCUAGUGAAUGAAAACAAUGGUUUGAAUACUUUGGAUUCACCUUUAGGUCUUAAUAGUAAUGAUGUUGCAUUAAACAGUAUAUUUAAUAAUAAUCAAACAUUACCUAUUACAACUGCAAAAAGAACAUUCACUGUCAGCUCAUUAGAUACGAAUGAGUCUGUUUCAGAUUCACAUGAAAAUGACAUUACACCACAGACUGAUCUAACAACAAUUAUAGACAAGUCUGUUAAAAAUAAUUUCGUAAAUGCUAAUGACAGCACUGAAGAAAGUAAUACUAUGGAAGACAUGGAUGUUGAUGUUAGCAUGAAGUCUUUGCACGAAAAUUCGGCUUUGUUAUAUCUAACGCCAAAAGAAAAAUUAAAUUUGAAAACAGGCGAAUCUGAGAAAGCAUCUACACCACUAACAGGUGAGCACAAUAACCUAUUCGCCACAAACGGUCUUGAAAGAGAAUGUUCGAAAACACCACUAACACCAAUUCCUCAAAGUCAACCAAAUAUCGGUGAACCGGAUUACAAUUCUCCAUUUUAUCAGCUCUUUUCACCUGUAGUUACUAUGGAAAAGCGUCAAAAGGAAGAGGAAUUAAUAGGAAAUAUUCAACCUAAAUGUUUAAAUAUACCAAAUGUAAUAACAAUGGCUGAACGUCAAAAAAUGGAUGAAGAUGUAUUAUCAGAAAAUCAGCUCUCUUCAUCAAAGCGUAGCGCUUCACCCCCCAUAACAACUAUUAAAACAAAUUUGCAGGAAGAUGAUUUAAAAAUGUUCUCAGAAUGUUCUUCACCUACUUCAAAAUCGCCACCAAUACCUACAUUGCAAAAACAAUACAAACCUAAUAAUAUUGAUAUUGUAAGCGAAGAUAAACAAUCUAAGACUGAAUAUAUUGCAGAUUUGGUAAAUGCAAUAGAAAUUAAUGUUGUCUCUUCAUCAGAGCUUAGAGCUUCACCCCCCAUACCAACUAUUACAACCAAAUUACAGGAAGAUUUAAAAAUGUUCUCUGAAUAUUCUUUACCUUGUUCAACAUCGCCACCAAUCCCUACAUUGCAAAAACAAUACAAACCUAAUAAUAUUGAUAAUAUAAACGAAGAUAAACAAUCUAAAACUGAAUAUGUUGAAGAUUUAGCAGAUCUUUCGCCACUAUGUUUGGUUUCACCUCCAAUACCGACUUUAAAUAAAGCUCCCGCAGGUCUUAGCGAAGAGGACAACACUAAGUCCUUUUCACCAUCUAUGCAUAGUAAAAACAAAAGAGCAACUACUCAUAGUUCAGUUGGUUCAGUGGAUUCUUCUUAUGGAGAAGUUUUAUCUGCUAAAGAGCAAACCAAAUGUAAUGCACGUGAUGAGAAAGAUGUUGAAAACAUUAGCACAUCUCAAAUUAAUGAUUUGUUUGUAAAGAAAACUCUUAACAAAUCUCAGUCAAUCUAUGAUGAUGAAUUCAAGAGUGGCAAUACUGAUGCAAAUGUAUUAUUUGAUGCCGCAGCCUUUGAUUAUCUUCUGUCUAAAGGCAAUACUAAUAUACAAGAAAAUCGAAGUUCACUUCUUUUAAAAUUCGAUCCAUUACUUGGCGUACCUGUGGCUACAACUAGUCAACAAUCCGUUACCACACUGUCUCCAACUAUCGAAGAAGAGGAAAAUUGUGGGGAGGACACAGCUGCUGAAUGCGCAAAAGUUAAACCAAAAGAAGGCAGCAUUAAUAAGAAUGAAACAAUGAGUAUAACCAUGACGAAGGAUAUACAUGUAGAAAAUGAUUGCAAAAAGUCAUAUGAUAACUCCAACUCGCAAUCUGAUGUAAAACAGAACGAUUAUCAAAUGGAUGAACUAGAGAAAAAAAUUAAAAAUGAAGUAUUAAAAACAGAGGAUAUCGAAAAGAAGCUUAAGGAUGCUGAAUCCCGGGAGGAAAAUUAUAUUAAAAGAAUUACAGAAAAAGACAAAGCAAUAUAUAAAAUGCAUAGCGUUAUUGAAGCCUAUGAGAAAGCGAUCGCAGAACUUAUCUCAGAAAAGGAACAAAUAGUACAAUCCUAUGAAAAACAGAUACUGGAAAUUAAAUCUGAUAGAGAUUCAAAUUACCAACAUUUAACAUCUCUUGAAACUACCUUUUCGGAUUUACAUGUUAAAUAUGAAAAGAGCAAGGAAAUGACACUACAGUUAAAGAAAACCGAAGAGGUUUUAUUGAAUGAAAAGGCAGCACAUUUAGAAAAUAUACGUUCGCAAGAAAAGCGAUAUGAGAAAAUGAAGCUUCAUGCAAUGCAACAAUUGGAAUUUGCAAACAAUAAACUGGAAUUAAUGUCAAAGGAGCAUCACAUCGAAGCAGCUAAACUGAAAGCUUCAUUAAAGAAGGAAGAAUUGGCAAGGGCGUCGUUAAGUGAACAAUUACAGCAGAAAGCACGUGAAAACAAUGAGCUAGUUAAGAUUUGUGAUGAGCUCAUUAAUGGGCAAGGAAGUUAAAGUGGCACAUCGCAUCAUUCUCAUUUAAUUUUUAACACAUCUUCGAUUUACAAUAUAUAUUUUUAUACAUUUACAAGUACAUUAUACUCAGUCGUCGUAGUAAUGCAUUAUUUAAAAACACAUAGUUAAUUAUUAAGCACACAUCUCAAACAUUUCGAGUAAGAGAAAAAAUGAAAUUAUUAUCCUUGUAAACAGAUGAUUAGUGUGAUUAUAGUUUUUGUUUUUUAAAAUAGCGUACAAUGAUUUUUAUCUAAGAAUUUAAGAAACUUAAUAUACGUUAGAUCCAUUUUUGGUUAGUAAAAUAGUAAAAGUGAAUUAUCUCAAAAACAAAAUUAAUACAAAAUUUAUAGUUAAUACGCUUCUUCUUUUGUUCAACUAUUUACAUUGUA